CGCCAUUUUUAUUAAGCUGCUCUGAAAACGUUUAUCAUUCAUCACCAGCUUGUCUAAAUAAAAAUCGGUUUUAAAGUGACUCGUCUACAAUUUGGUAGCGAAUAUACGACCAUUGUGUUACUAAGUCUAUUUACAAUUACUUUUCCAAUAAGUAUGGAGCGACGCAAUAACGUGGCCGUAGAUGGAGACGAUCAGAGUGAAGACGGUCAACUACAAAGUCCCUAUGACGGAAAUGAUAGGCAAUACUAUGACAAUCCUCCAUAAGUGCAUAUGAACUCACACUGAAACAUCAAUGUCUUACCCAUGGGAGUCGUAAAAUAAUUAAAAAUAUAAACCCGCUGGUGUGAGGCUAGAUGUUUUGUGUAUCGGCCGCGGCGCCAAAUAUAACAUCCGUAAUGGUGAUUUUUUUUGUUAAAAUCCUUUGGUUUUUUUUUGUUUUAAUUUUGAUUCGAGACGUAAAGACGAAAACUACUUAACAAAAAAAAAAUUGAUAAGAAAUCCCGAGAACUGACUUGCGAAAAUUGUACAUGAGUCAUGUUCUUGUUAAAAGUUAUUUUUUUAGUAAAUUAAGCGUAUAAAAGUAUAAAAACAAAGGUCACAUCCAGAACAGUGUCAACAGUAAUGUGUUGUUAUUUUCGCAUUAUUAUAAUUAAUUUCACGUAAAUUUUAGCUUAUUUGUAAGGGAUGAUGUGCAACAGUGAAGUGUUCGUCGUCUAUAAUUAACCAUCAAUCACUUCAUUGGGUUCACACUGAACGGACGAGUUGUAAUAACUAUGACGUUGACACUGCUGAUUCACUGGAAAUAAAACCACCGCAAGCUGGACGAAGUGAACAUCGUUACAAAGAAAAGAAAUCAUCUCGAGACAAAAAACAUUCCAGAACUGAACGUAGACAUAAGGAGCGCGACAGAACGAGAGAUCGUGAUUAUCAAGUUGAUCGUCGACAUGGACAUCGAAUCGAACGUACCGACCGUAGCAGGCAUUCUCGCAUACAGCAACAAUCGCCCGACCAACGUUACGAAAUGCAUCCGAGGGAACGUGAACAGUAUCGAACCACUCACAAAGAUAUUAGAGAAAUGGAGAAGCGACCGAAAGAGUACGAUCGAAGGAAAGAGGCUGUUGACAAAUCGGAAGCGGAACGUGAAUUGGAAGACCUGCGGAGUCGACUGCUGAUCAAACGUAACAAAUAUGCCGAUGCUGAGAAACGGAUUAUCGCCGAAGAGCACACAGAAAUUGAAUAUCGAUCGGAGCAUAGAGAAAUUUAUCGUUAUGACCAUCACUCUAGCAAAAGAGAGAAAGAGAUAUCACGCAAAGAGUAUAAGCAUAAAUCGAAAAAGAACGUCAUCGAACUGAUCGAUAGUCCCGAAAAUGAUGAAACGGAACUGUCAUCGAAACACAAGGAAGAGAAACACAGGCAAACAGAAGAUCCGGAAUUGAUAGCAAGACGAGCAAGACUUCUUGAAGCUGAACGUGAAAUGGCUAAGCGUAAGGAAUCGGCAAGAGAGGAGCUCGAAGCUAGACGAGAACUUCGACGAGAGCAAAAGGAAACCAAUCCACCUCAAUCAGUGUCGCCAGUGCCGAAAAAACGACGGAUGUCGGACGACUCAGAGUCCGAGACAAAGAAGUUAAAAGAUGAUGAGCCCGUAGACAUUUCUGAUAAUUCUGAUGACACAGUUUCAGAUACAGAUAGCAACACCGACGACUCUGACGAUCAAGACAAUUCCGAAGAGGAGCUAGUCGCAAGUCCUUUAUCCGUAGGUGACCUCUCCAAAUCGGAUCGACGUAGAAGAAAAUCUCGAUCGCGGUCAAUGUCCAGGUCGCAUACAAGGUCACAUACGAGGUCAAGAUCAAAAUCGCCGGCAAGGUCACGAACCUCAAGAUCGAGAACUCCGUCCAGAUCGCCACGUUUGCGUGAUCGUAGCCGUUCGUCAACACCUGCAUCUGACUUCGAAAAAGACAAGAAUCCGGAUCAACCUACCGAAAAAGUUGAAGAAACACCACCAGUUGAAGAGGUUAAAGUUCAAUUACCCAAUUACUUUCCUGGCAUUCAGGGCUGUCGUUCGGUUGAAGAAUUUCAAUGUCUCAAUAGAAUCGAAGAAGGUACAUAUGGCGUUGUGUAUCGUGCCCGUGACAAACGAACCGAAGAAAUUGUGGCCUUGAAACGUCUAAAAAUGGAAAAGGAGAAAGAGGGAUUUCCCAUCACCGCACUGAGAGAGAUCAAUACACUGUUGAAAGGACAACAUCCAAAUAUUGUAACGGUUCGGGAAAUUGUCGUCGGCAGCAAUAUGGACAAAAUUUUUAUUGUCAUGGACUAUGUGGAGCACGAUCUAAAAAGUCUCAUGGAAACGAUGAAACACCGAAAACAAGUAUUUUUACCGGCUGAAGUGAAAUGCUUGACACAACAACUACUGAGGGCAGUGGCACAUUUACACGACAAUUGGAUUUUACAUCGUGAUUUGAAAACAUCGAAUCUGCUGUUGUCUCAUAAAGGCAUCCUGAAGGUCGGUGACUUUGGCUUGGCACGAGAGUACGGUUCGCCCCUGAAGGCAUACACAUCGAUUGUGGUAACAUUAUGGUAUCGUGCCCCCGAAUUGCUUCUGUGCUGUAAAGAAUAUUCAAUUCCCAUUGAUAUGUGGUCAGUGGGUUGUAUUUUUGCUGAAUUCUUAUCGAUGACCGCACUGUUUCCUGGAAAAUCGGAAAUUGAUCAGCUGAAUCGUAUUUUUAAGGACCUAGGAACGCCGAAUGAAAAGAUUUGGCCUGGUUACGGUGAGCUGCCUGCCGUACAAAAAAUGACGUUCGCCGAAUAUCCGGUGUCGAAUCUACGGAAAAAAUUCGCUCAUUUCACCAGCGAACUGGGACUAUCACUGCUGCAAGGGCUUCUCACGUACGAUCCGAAGCAAAGGUUUACAGCUGACCAAGGACUGAAGAGUAGCUACUUCAAAGAACUACCGUUGCCUAUUGAUCCGGCAAUGUUUCCUACCUGGCCGGCAAAGAGUGAAUUAGGUGCUCGCAAAGCGUUGGCUUCGUCACCAAAGCCACCCAGUGGGGGCGGACAAUAUAAGCAACAAUUAGCAGAAAAUGACGAUAACCGUUUUAUGUCAAUGGAUCCGAGGCAAUUGGCAAUGGGGCCAGGUUUUAGUUUAAAAUUUUAAUUUUUUUUUGUAAAGGAAUUGAAACAAACACAUUAGGGCCAAUGAAAAAUAAAAACAGAAAAAUAUUUUA
Molecule: messenger RNA, 3221 nt
Organism: Bradysia coprophila
Lineage: Eukaryota; Metazoa; Arthropoda; Insecta; Diptera; Sciaridae
Gene: Pitslre
Product: cyclin dependent kinase 11B pitslre
Biological process (GO): protein phosphorylation; regulation of mitotic cell cycle
Cellular component (GO): nucleus
Molecular function (GO): protein serine/threonine kinase activity; ATP binding
Source: RefSeq, a predicted model, not a curated record